AUGGCUGGAUUCCAUCCUCAUAUGCCCGCUACGCGUUACUCGGUCGUUGGAAAAGCUUUUGGCGCCGCCAUGUGGUUCUGGGUCAUGUAUAAGGCCAAGGAGGAAGGCCCAGCUGUUCUUGGACUCCGUCAUCCUUGGGAUGGUCACGGUCACGGACAUGGGCAUGGACACAGUGCUGAAGGCGAACAUCACUAA
Lobosporangium transversale is the source of this 195-nucleotide messenger RNA. RefSeq lists its product as hypothetical. The record is from RefSeq and is a predicted model, not a curated record. The transcript has 2 exons. Gene Ontology annotation, cellular component: mitochondrial inner membrane. The coding region runs from base 1 to 195 and encodes 64 amino acids. NCBI's taxonomy places the organism in Eukaryota, Fungi, Mortierellomycota, Mortierellomycetes, Mortierellales, Mortierellaceae.